Molecule: messenger RNA, 1987 nt
Organism: Stegostoma tigrinum
Lineage: Eukaryota; Metazoa; Chordata; Chondrichthyes; Orectolobiformes; Stegostomatidae
Product: leucine-rich repeat-containing protein 43-like
Exons: 12
Coding region: 92-1987 (631 amino acids)
Molecular function (GO): protein binding
Source: RefSeq, a predicted model, not a curated record
GUCAUUCAAUUUCAGUCGAAGGGACACUGUAUGGUAUCAGUUUCUGGAGAAUUGAGCUGCUCGUGUUGUUCGACUCCUGAAAAGUUGUGAAAUGGACACAGUUACUGCUUCCAAAGUUGUCCAGCAAGAGAUGGAGGCCUUGUCUCUAAAUGAUUUUCCUUGUGGUAUUGGAAGUUGGAACAGUUCAAGGCAUUCAUCAAAGGAGACUAAAGGUUUCAAGUUACUGAAGGAUCAUGCCAAGAAGGAAGAGAUAAAUGGUAAAAAUGUAAAUGAGGAAGAGCCUCAGGCCUUGAAAGAAUACCUGACAUGUGAGCAAUCACCAUGGACAACAGAAAAUGUGACCCCAGAGUCCCAGCAUCUAAAGGAACUGGCAAUCACUUCACCUUCUCUCAUAAAUGAACGCUUCCUUUGUUCCUACUUAAAGUCCUUAAGACUUGUUAAUAAGAAGAUCUGUGAGGUUGACAAGGAAAUGUUGAAAUUUCAGAAUUUGGAAGAACUUAUAUUAAGUGUCAAUAAAAUCACCUCAUUAAACUCAGAAAAUCUUCCCAGAAAGCUUAAGAUUCUUGAGCUGUGCUCCAAUGAGAUUUCCUCUUUGCAACAACUGAGCUCCAAUCCACCACCUAUGUUGCAAUACCUUGGGCUGUCAUACAACAAGCUUUCGCUGUCCUCUGACUACAGAUAUCUCUCAGACAUAUUCUGGCCCAAUAUAAUAUCCCUUGAUUUGAGUUUCAAUGACUUUGUCAAUCUGCGGGACAUUGUAACUUCUCUUUCUUUCCUGCCAAACUUGAAGAACUUUAUUUUCCUUGGCAAUCCAUUGGCUUUUUAUCCGUACUAUCGGGGUUUUACAAUAGACAUUCUGCAGAACCUUGUUUCUCUGGACGAUAUCUUGAUAUCCCCUGAUGAAAGACACCAUUUUAAGGGCAUUGCUUCACGGCAAGAUUUUAUUGCUCCUGAAGCCAAGGUAACAAUAGAAAUAGAAAAAGUUACGGGUAUUCCCAACCCCAUCGACCCUCUUGAUGAGCCACCAGAAUUUCCAGUUGUUAAGAACAGUUACUUUGUGACCUAUGAGUUCCUUGGAAGUCCCGAAAGUGCUGCAGAAGUAAAUGAAUUAAAUGAACCACACAAAGAAGGAAACAAGGACGUGCAAAAUGAAAAACCCUCCAGUGCUAAAUCAAGUGAAAAAGACCCAUCCUCAUCGCAAACAAUCCCGGAAAUGUUUCUUGAUAGUAUGGGCAUUAGCAAUGCGUCCAGUGAAAAUAAGGAAUAUUGCCAUGUGUUCACUCACAAGUUACCUCUAAAACCAUGGGGAGAUCCUAUUGUAUACAACUAUAUCAAGAUUCACCUUGUGAAAGAUCCAUACGCCCUCAAGCAAUUGCUACAAAAUGGUCUGACUGUGACUGUAAUAGAAGAAAAGAUCCUGUCAUGGCCUAUUGAGACAGAAGAUGACAAAAUUCCAGAAGCUUCCAUGAAAGAGAAAGACCAAGGUCCUGCAAAGGGAGGCAAAAGCAAAGCUAAGGAUGUAAAAGACAAAGACAAAACUAAGGAAAAAUCGAAGUCACCAGUUUCACUUCAAAGUGAUCCACCGAUUGAGAAAAUACUAGGCAGUUGCCAUGUAGAUCUGUACUCCAUUGUAACAGGAAGUCAUGACUACCAGACAGUUUGUGAUUUAGGAGUUCCCAAGAUUGAGGAAAAACCCAAAUCACCAACGCCAGAGUUAAAGGAAACUAAAAAAGGAAAAGGAGAUAAGCAAAAAGGAAAAGGCGAUAAAUCUGGGAAAGACUCAAGGACAAGUGCAAAAAUGAAAACACCAAACAACAAGAAAGCAAAAGGAAAAAGAAACACGGAUUUAAGGAUUUCAGGGGAAACCACACCAAAGCAUCUGUUUGUUGGGUUUAAAUUACACCUGCAGAAGUGGUUGACACUAACAGAUGCAGAAAACGAAAUAUACAAAAAGAAUACUGUGUUUAAUUGGUUCGAUGAUGCAUAA